AGAUAACCAACGGAUCGAUUCUUGGGUGACUGACAGACUGUAUGAAUACUUGCCCCACUCAAAGCCGGGGUGUGGCGGAAACUGUGGCGCACCAAGAAUUCUUUUUCUUUUUUCUUUCUUUUUUUCCUUCUGGCCUAUCGCCAUCAACCAGCGGCGAAGCGCAAACAAGGGUCUAGGCGUAUUUCAAGUCAAUCGCAGCCAAAAUUUGGGAUCCAUUUCUCGAGAUCGCAAGUUAGAGUUACGUUUGACACACAAAAAUGGCCAUACAAUUCUGCAAUGACUGCGGCGACACGCUGCCGAUAUCGGGAAAUCCCGAGGUCAAAUGCGACUGCUGUGGAAACAUGAACAAGAACACCCUCAUCAACGUGACGACCGUCUCGUCGAGCCGCGACUUUGACUCGCCGCUCCGUCUCAAGGAGUAUGGCAACAAGGACGCCAUGGCCAGCCGGCCCGAGAUGAACUGGCCCAGCAUCGACGAGAACUGUCGCUUCUGCCCUUCAAAGACGGUCCGGUACACGACGCUCCAGACGCGUGGUGCCGACGAGGGAAGCACGGUGUUUUACUUUUGCGAGGGCUGCAGUCAAAAAUGGAAGGAGAACAACUGAUCGGCUUCUCUGGUGGGUGUGGGGAAUGGGGUUGUAUAUAGCCCGGGAGUGUGCCUUGCGGUUCCGCUGGAUACAGGAUGUAUCGCGGAGGGAAUGGGCGGUGGGUGUUUGGUUGGUCUGUCGGUGUUGGGUGUUGUCGAUAUCCAGGAGCAGGUACACAGAUCAUUACUGCUCUGCAACUUCAAUGGACAAAAAGUGCUUUGUUUCGUACGCAAAAGUCAAACCCGUGUUGCAAACACAAAGCCCGAGGAUGAGUCUGGAGGCCAAUAACAAGGCAUGGAUGGGUUCCGAAUCUUGAGAAGAAUGAAGCAUUGGGUGUUGGCUCGAGUCC
Pyricularia oryzae 70-15 is the source of this 936-nucleotide messenger RNA. RefSeq lists its product as uncharacterized. Gene Ontology annotation, biological process: termination of RNA polymerase I transcription; DNA-templated transcription. Gene Ontology annotation, molecular function: nucleic acid binding; zinc ion binding; DNA-directed RNA polymerase activity. The transcript has 3 exons. The record is from RefSeq and is a predicted model, not a curated record. NCBI's taxonomy places the organism in Eukaryota, Fungi, Ascomycota, Sordariomycetes, Magnaporthales, Pyriculariaceae. Gene Ontology annotation, cellular component: RNA polymerase I complex. Bases 258 to 605 code for a protein of 115 amino acids.